This is a messenger RNA of Siniperca chuatsi (mandarin fish), 3170 nucleotides long. RefSeq names its product mitogen-activated protein kinase 14a (gene mapk14a). Bases 941 to 2023 code for a protein of 360 amino acids. NCBI's taxonomy places the organism in Eukaryota, Metazoa, Chordata, Actinopteri, Centrarchiformes, Sinipercidae. Gene Ontology annotation, biological process: intracellular signal transduction; protein phosphorylation. The transcript is spliced from 12 exons. Gene Ontology annotation, molecular function: ATP binding; MAP kinase activity. The record is from RefSeq and is a predicted model, not a curated record. Gene Ontology annotation, cellular component: cytoplasm; nucleus.
CCAUGGAAGUAUUCAAUUAUUUUUCCACAACACAUAUCUUAAAUGUCACAUCUUGGUAAAUCAGGUAUGAGCAGUGGUGGAAUGUAACUAAGAAUAUUUACUCAAGUACUGCUACUUUAUACUUGUACUUCACUACAAUUCAGAAAUACUAUACUUUUACUCCUCCAUUUAUCUAACUAUAGAUGCUAGUUACUUUGCAGAUUAAAGAUUUUGCAUACAAAAUGUGGUCAUUUUAUAAAAUAUGAUGUAUCGUUAUAGAUUAACUACCAAACAGUAUAUACAAUUGUUAAACAUGAACGCCAUGACCAUCUACAACAUUAAAAUUCUGUUUACACAUGAAUGCAUUAGUGAUAGUUAUCCAGUAAUAACAUAUAAAAUAAUAUAACACUGACUGGGGCCAUUCCGCUGUAUUAUGAAUAUUUUUAGUUUUGAUACUUUAAGUACAUUUCGCUGAUAAUUUUGUACAUUUACACAAGUUAAGAUUUUGAAUGACAAACUUUUACUUGCAAUGGAGUAUUUUUACAUUGUUUUUCUGACGAUUUUGACUAUUGUGUUAUUUUUCCGUGUAGCAGCCUGAAAGCAGCACGGGUUUCAGUUUCUUUCGUCGGCUCGCCAAAGUUUGUUUCUCGCGAGACUUGCGCUGUGUUGCAAGCAGGGUGAAAUCUCGGGAGUUGUCUGAAAAAAAAAAAAAACAAGCGAAGGGAGUGAGGAACAAAUAGCGUGAAGAUUUAAAAACGUGCAUUUAGCGGACGGCGAUUCUGCAACAUUUCGCAAGAAGGUAGACCCGCAACUUUUGAUUAUUUGAAGUUCUCUAACGCAGACAAACAUUUCAUUUAGCUUCUCUUUUCGUAACUUGGGGAAAGUUUAACUCAGGCUGCACGGCUUGCACUCACCUCGGAGCAGAAAGUCAAGUCGGUGGUCGGCAGUUGGUUCUGCAGGAAUGUCGCAGAAAGAAAGACCCAAGUUUUAUCGACAGGACGUCAACAAGACGAUAUGGGAAGUCCCGGAGCGAUACCAAAACCUGUCUCCGGUUGGCUCUGGCGCCUACGGAUCCGUGAGUUCUGCAUAUGACAUGAAGAUUGGUUUAAAGGUAGCUGUGAAGAAGCUCUCACGGCCAUUUCAGUCCAUCAUCCAUGCCAAGAGAACAUACAGAGAGCUGCGGUUGCUUAAGCACAUGAAGCAUGAAAAUGUGAUUGGCCUCCUAGAUGUCUUCACCCCUGCUACUUGUCUGAAGGAAUUCACUGAUGUGUAUCUUGUGACUCACUUAAUGGGGGCAGAUCUCAACAACAUAGUGAAAUGUCAAAAACUCACAGAUGACCAUGUGCAGUUCCUCAUAUACCAGAUCCUCAGAGGGUUAAAGUAUAUCCACUCAGCAGACAUCAUUCAUAGAGAUUUGAAACCUAGUAAUCUGGCAGUGAAUGAAGACUGUGAGCUGAAGAUUUUGGACUUUGGUUUGGCGCGGCACACUGAUGAUGAGAUGACUGGCUACGUGGCCACCCGCUGGUACCGUGCCCCAGAGAUCAUGUUGAACUGGAUGCAUUACAACAUGACAGUGGAUAUUUGGUCAGUGGGGUGUAUAAUGGCAGAACUUCUCACUGGAAAAACUCUGUUUCCUGGUACCGACCAUAUAAACCAGCUUCAGCAGAUAAUGCGUCUCACAGGAACACCCCCAGCAUCUCUAAUAAGCAGGAUGCCCAGCCAUGAGGCCAGGAACUACAUCAGCUCCUUGCCACACAUGCCAAAGAGGAACUUUGCUGAUGUGUUCAUUGGUGCUAACCCACAAGCUGUGGACCUUUUGGAGAAAAUGCUGGUUCUGGACACAGACAAGCGGAUAACAGCAGCUGAGGCUUUGGCUCACCCUUACUUUGCUCAGUACCACGACCCAGACGACGAGCCCGAGGCCGAGCCGUACGACCAGAGCUUUGAGAGCCGCGAGCUGGAGAUUGAAGAGUGGAAACGAUUAACCUACGAGGAGGUGUGUAGUUUUGAGCCACCUAUCUUUGAUGAGGAUGACAUGGAGUAAUGAGACGUGUUACCCACUUCGACCCCGGCCUCCAACAAUUUGUAAAAACCUCGAACAUGUGCAUGAGUGUUAAAGGAACUCUCAGACACACUUGUAUCAGAGUGCCUGCCAACCUUUGUCAGUCUUUAUUAACCGAGCAAACAUUGUCCAUGAUUAACUCUUGUAAGGAGAUCAUUACCAGCGCAAGGAAGAGCUUGACCAAUUGUCAUUAUUCUUAUUUAUGAACCACUAAUGUUGAUGGUCUGUUGCUGGGAAAUGUCACUUCUUGCCAAUUGCUGAAAUAAUUUUAUAUUCUUCAGAUUUUUUUAAAAUUUAGACUUUUAUCACUGUGACACUGAGAUGCUGAAACACCUGGACCUAUAGCUGUGCUAUUUUGUGUUUUUAAAUUUUCUAUUGACUAACUUAUGCAUAAGCUUUUAUGUCUAUCAAAUGAAAAAGUAUUAUGCUAAUCUACCACUCACCCUGCCAAGCUGUCUCAUAUAGAACUGGGUCACAUGUAUUCAGUUAUCGCCAUGAUAGUUCCUAUAUUUAAAAAGAGAACUUUGAAGGGUUUCAUAUCUGUGACAGAAGUUGAUUUUAUGUUUUUAGGUAUCGGACAAUUUGAGAAUGUGCCUGUUCUGUGUAGUCAUUGAGCUUUAGUGCUCACCAACUGCAUUUCACACAGUUUAAUGUUUAUUUUGAUAGUUUAGAUGUUCUGUGAGACUCUUACAUAUUUUGGCUACACAUAAAAAUCUGAGCCUCUGCUGUUUAAGGACAGUGCUAUUCAACAAGGCACCUAAAUAAGAAAAAAAAAAUGUUCAUGGGUACACGCUCUGCUCAAAAAUAUGUAAAUAUCUGUGCCAUAUUUUUUAAAUCUCUGAAUUGUGGUUAUGUUAUGAAACAAUCACUUUUAGUAUACAUCAGUUAAAGACUUUGUGUGCGUUUGUGAGAGUGUGUUCUUGGUUUACAGGAAUUUUAAGUGUCAUGCUAAAACUUCUAAUAGAAAUACUGCUUUAAUGUGUAAAAGAGGGAUUUCAGAUGUAUUUAUGCUUUGUGGAGGUGGUAUUUAUAAACAACAAUCAAAAGAUCCCUUAAACUAUUUUCAGUCCAUCAGAGUAACUACUAUCUUCAGUCCUUUGUUUAACAAAAUAAACUUAUUUUUAAGAGA